UUGUAGACUAGGUUACGCUGUUGCUGUCCGUUUGGUUUCUAGGGUUUUCUGUGGCGCUGAUCGAUCGACUAGAUCGCGGAGCGCCGGCAGCGCGUCACAGAUCACCGGGUUCUGGCACCGCCAGCAAUUAGAGCAAUGAAAUCGAGCGCGCGCGCGAUUGUGAGGUAAUUCGCAGGGGGAAUGCGCUGGAUUUUGGUGUGAAUGCGCAGGCGAUUGGUAUUCUCGCGAAUCGCCCGCGCUUGGAAGAAACCAUAGCCAAGAGAAAUGUAGUGUUUCGCUGAGUGAUGAAAUCCCUGGGUAUUAUGGAUUCCUGCCGGAGCAGCCAGGUCCAUGCGGAUGUUUGCGUGGAUAAGGCCACAUUCGACCCCAGAUUGCCUCUCAAGGCCGGCUCUAAGGCGGAUGGAGAGUCCUGUUCAUAUAGCGGAUUGUCCGUUUCUCAGUUAGCGGAUCCUCCCAUUCAACCGUAUUACAAGCCCGUGGACUACGUCGACACUCUCGGCCAAGUCCACCAAGAGCUAGAAGUUUCGCCCGAUCAUGACAAGUCCAGACUCUACUUGGAGCAGUCGUUUGUUUUCAGAGGCUUGGGUGAGCUCAAGCUGCUCCGGCGAAGCCUCCGAUCAGCCUGGCAGCACGCGACGUCAACUCACGAGAAGCUUGUGUACGCGUCAUGGUUAAAGUAUGAAAGACGAGAGGAAGAGCUGGAUAGCAAGUCAGCCGACUGCUGCGGCGUUGGCAAGCUAGAUCUUCCACAACUGGAGGGUGCGGAUGAUCUGCUGCAAGCUUGCUCAACGUCUGGCUCACAUGACGACGAUAUCGUUUUUCUCUUCGGAUCAGAGCGGGUCCACUGCAACAGGCAAAAGAUUGCAGCAUUAUCAGCCCCGUUUUACGCAAUGCUAAAUGGCUGCUUCACGGAAUCUCAGACUCGUGCCAUUCAGUUUUCCGAGAAUGGCAUUUCGGUUGUGGGGAUGAAAGUGGUGGAUACUUUCAGCAAGACAGGGACGCUGGGUCGACUGCCGCCUAAGAUUAUUUUGGAAGUUCUGUCGUUUUCAAACAGGUUUUUUUGCGAGAGGAUGAAAGUUGCUUGCGACCAAAGCUUAGCAGCUCUUAUACACAACCUGGACGAUGCUAUAGCGUUCGUCGACUAUGGAUUGGAGGAAACUGCACAGGUACUUGUUGCUACAUGCUUGCAAGUUUUUCUAAGGGAGCUGCCUUUAUCUUUGCGGAAUCCGAACGUCUCGAAACAUUUCUGCAACGCGGAGUCUAGGAAGAGAUUUAUCGCAGUGGGGCACUCGUCUUUUGCGUUGUACGCUCUACUGAGCCAGGUGGCUAUGGAAGACGAUAUCAGCUCUCAACUCUCCGCCAGCCUUCUCUGUCAGCUCAGGGAUUGUGCGUCGUCAUUUCGGCAGAGAGCUCUAGUGUAUCACCAGCAGGGCUGCGUGAUGCUGGCCAGGAAGCAAUACAAGGAAGCACUCGAGUUCUUCCAAGCGGCUGCUGAAGAAGGCCAUGCCUACUCUUGCGCUGGGAUCGCCAGAGUAAAGUUGAAGUGUGGGGACAAACAGGCUGCUUUCAAAGAGACUACCUGCUUGAUAACUUGCUACAAGGCUUGUGGCUGGAUGUACCAGGAAAGAUCUCUAUACGGCAGCGGGAAAAUGAAGAUGGCCGAUCUCGACAAGGCAACCGAGCUCGAUCCGACAUUGACAUAUCCUUAUAAGUACCGAGCUGCUGCCUUGAUGGACGAUCACAAAGUGGUGGAAGCUAUAGCAGAGAUCAAUCGGGUUUUAUGCUUCAAGGUGACUCCUGAUUGCUUAGAGCUACGAAUUUAUUUCUGCCUUGCACUGCAAGACUACGACGGAGCAGUGCGAGAUAUUCGAGCUCUUUUGACUCUCGAUCCAGCUUAUAUGAUGUACACUGGUCGUGUUAGCGCAGCGCAACUUUUGGUGCUCUUGAGCGAGCACGUCGACCAAUGGACAAAGGCAGACUGCUGGAUGCAGCUAUAUGACAGGUGGUCUUCUGUAGAUGAUAUUGGCUCGCUUGCGGUUGUUCAUCAAAUGCUGGAAACGGAUCCUGGAAAAGGCCUUCUUUACUUCAGGCAAUCACUUCUCCUGCUCAGAUUAAGCUGUCCGAAAGCUGCAAUGCGGAGCUUGAGACUUGCGCGGGAGCAUACGACGAGCGUUCCUGAAAGACUAGUGUACGAGGGCUGGAUUUUAUAUGAUACCGGCCAUCGGCAGGAAGCCUUGCAAAAAGCAGAAGAAUCCAUCAGCAUUCACCGGUCGUUUGAGGCCUUUUUCCUGAAAGCUUAUGCGUUGGCAGAUACUAGCCUGGAUCCAGAAUCGUCAACCAAGGUUAUAAACCUUUUAGAAGAAGCAUUGAGAUGUCCAUCAGAUGGACUCCGGAAGGGUCAGGCGUUAAACAACUUGGGAAGUGUCUACGUCGAUUGUGGCAAGUUCGACUUGGCUGCCGAUUGCUACGUAAGUGCCCUCAAGAUCCGUCACACACGAGCACAUCAGGGCCUCGCACGGGUGCACUUCCUCCAAGGUGACAGGAAGUCCGCCUACGAUGAGAUGACGAAGCUGAUAGAAAAAGCAUGCAACAAGGCCUCGGCUUAUGAGAAACGCUCCGAGUACUGCGAACGGGACAUUGGCAUUUCAGACUUGAAUAUGGUGACGAAAAUUGAUCCGCUUCGUACCUAUCCAUACAGAUAUCGAGCCGCAGUGUUGAUGGAUAACCACAGAGAACAGGAAGCUAUAGCAGAACUUUCAAAAGCCAUUGCCUUCAAGGCCGACCUUCAGUUACUACACUUGCGUGGAGCUUUUUACGAAUGCGUGGGUGAUGUUGCGGCAGCACUCCGCGACUGCCGGGCCGCCUUGUCUGUGGAUCCACACCACACCGACACGCUCGAGCUCCAGAACAAAGUCAUGCAAGUCCGGGCGUGAAAGCACUCCGUGUACCACUACUGCUACAACGUCUACAAGCUUAGGAAAUGUACAAUGAUCGGCACUUUGAUGAUCGUCUAUCUCGUCUGCUCAACACCUUGCUACUUUUUAGCUUAUAGCUGGAGAGACACCAAACGGCGCCUUGUCCCUCCAGCGAAGUUUGCAAACUGGUAAAUGUAUCAUUCACAAUAAGCAGAUUCAAUUUAUUCUUUACGUUCCCUUUUC
Molecule: messenger RNA, 3158 nt
Organism: Selaginella moellendorffii
Lineage: Eukaryota; Viridiplantae; Streptophyta; Lycopodiopsida; Selaginellales; Selaginellaceae
Product: ethylene-overproduction protein 1
Exons: 5
Coding region: 285-2933 (882 amino acids)
Biological process (GO): negative regulation of ethylene-activated signaling pathway
Molecular function (GO): protein binding
Source: RefSeq, a predicted model, not a curated record